Molecule: messenger RNA, 1835 nt
Organism: Hydra vulgaris (swiftwater hydra)
Lineage: Eukaryota; Metazoa; Cnidaria; Hydrozoa; Anthoathecata; Hydridae
Product: tubulin alpha-1C chain
Biological process (GO): mitotic cell cycle; microtubule cytoskeleton organization
Cellular component (GO): cytoplasm; microtubule
Molecular function (GO): structural constituent of cytoskeleton; GTP binding
Source: RefSeq, a predicted model, not a curated record
UGGUCAAAUACCGAGUUUGAAGUGAUAGGGAUUUUCUCGGCAGCCAAUUAACUUUGAGAGGUUGAAAACGCUAUAAACUUUCUAAACAGUUUAGUUGCACGGAACCUUUCAACAUUUUUGUCAAAACGUUUCUUAUUUUUAUUUCAAAAUGCGUGAGUGCUUAUCUAUUCAUAUUGGCCAAGCUGGAUGUCAAAUAGGGAAUGCAUGUUGGGAGUUAUAUUGUCUGGAGCAUGGAAUAAAACCUGAUGGUUCCCCUGAUGAAAAACAUGAGUCUAAUGUUGGAGAUUCUUCCUCAACAUUUUUUGCAGAAAUGGAUAGCGGUAAAAGAGUUCCACGAGCUCUAAUGGUUGAUCUAGAACCAACUGUAAUUGACGAAAUACGAAAUGGAACUUACAAACAACUUUUUCACCCAGAUCAAAUGAUCAGUGGUAAGGAAGAUGCUGCCAACAAUUUUGCUAGGGGUCACUAUACAGUUGGCAAAACAAUUAUAGAUCAAGUCUCUGAUAGGAUAAGAAAACUGACAGAACAAUGUAGUGGGUUACAAGGUUUUUUUCUCUUUCAUUCGUAUGGUGGUGGAACAGGAUCUGGGUUUGCGUCAUUGAUUUUGGAAAAGUUAUCGGUUGAUUAUGGCAAAAAAAGCAAGUUGCAAUUUUCUGUGUAUCCAGCACCACAGGUUUCUACUGCUGUUGUGGAGCCAUACAAUGCUACACUUACUGCUCAUGCUACUAUGGAUCACUCAGAUUGUGUUUUCUUGGUUGAUAAUGAAGCGAUUUAUGAUAUAUGUAAAAAUAAUUUAGACAUCGAAAGACCAAAUUAUCCAAAUCUUAAUAGACUGAUAUGCCAAGUUGUUUCAUCUAUAACAACAUCGUUAAGGUUCCAAGGUGAACUCAAUGUAGAUUUAAACGAAUUUCAAACAAAUUUGGUUCCUUAUCCUCGCAUACAUUUUCCUUUAUCCAGUUUUGCACCAAUCAUUUCUGCUGAAAAAGCUUAUCAUCAAACUCUAGAUACAUUAGAGCUUACUCGUUCUGUGUUUGAAUUAAAAAAUCAGAUGGUAAAGUGUGACCCUUCUGCCGGCAAAUACAUGUCGUGUUGUAUGCUUUAUAGAGGGGACGUUCAACCAAGAAAUGUAAAUGAAGCUAUAUCUAAAAUUAAGGCUACAAAAAACAUUCAAUUUGUUGAUUGGUGUCCUACAGGAUUUAAAGUUGGAAUAAAUAAUCAAACGAUUGUAACAGUUAAUGGUAGUGAUAUGGCUCCUGUAAAACGUGCACUCUGUAUGCUGAGUAAUACAACUGCAAUGGGAACGUUGUGGGCAAGACUUGAUCACAAGUUUGACCUAAUGUAUCAAAAAAGAGCAUUUGUUCAUUGGUAUGUUGGAGAAGGGAUGGAGGAAGGAGAAUUCACUGAAGCCAGAGAGAAUAUGGCUGCAUUGGAAAAAGAUUACGAGGAAGUUGGCGGCGAAACUGCGAAAGACGAUCAAGAAGAUGACGAUUGAACCUAACCGGAUUUGAGUAUUAAGAAACCUUAUAGUUUUAAUAGCGAGGCUUUUAUCUAUGCAGAGUAUGAAAUAAUUCAAACUUGUGAAUAAUCUUGGAAGUCGAGCAGUAGUUUAAUGGGAAAUCUAGAAGUCCUGUUUAAAAUUCAAUUCUACUUAUUUUAAACUUCUCGGGUUCGUUUGAGUUUUAUGUGCGCAUUUGUAAAACAUUCUACUGACCUUAUUUGAUUUGACGUCAAUUUACUAUGCAUAAGUACCAUUUCAAGUUUAUAACUUGCUAUUAGUUGUAACGUAUGUUUUAUACUUUGUUUAUAUAUGUAUUGGUCUCUCCUUUUUAACUUAA